AUGUCUCACCAAGACCCCACCAUCGAGCGCUACGGCUUCACCGCCGUCCCCCGCGACCCCGACGUGCUGUUCAAAGACCAUCCGACCGCCUCAGGCCCGCAUCCCAGACAGGAUCCGUUCGAACUCGCGGAUUUCCCGAUCCCGGAGACGCCGUUGGCCAAGGCUGUGCACGAGUUUGUUCAGAAAGAGCUAGACCCGCCCACCGUUGCGCACAGCCACCGGGUGUUCUUCUUCGGGCUCGCGCUGGUCCGCACCCAUUUCCCGACGUGGCGCCUCGACGCCGAGACGUACUACCUCACGAGCCUGCUCCACGACCUUGGUCUUGCGGCUCGGUUCCUGAGCAGCACCAAGCUGUCGUUUGAGUUCCGCGGGGCGAUUGUGGCGCGGGAUGCGGUCUUGCAGUUGGGCGGGGACGGCGAUGUGGCCGACGCGGCGUGUGAGGCGAUCGUGAGGCAUCAGGAUGUGUUUGUCAAGGGAGGGAACAUCACCACCCUCGGCCAGGUCCUCCAGCUCGCCACCAUCCUCGACAACGUCGGCACCCUUACCUCCCUCCUGCACCCCAGCUUCAUCAGCGCCGUGACAACCGCGUACCCCCGCAAAGGCUGGGGCGAGCAUUUCGCCCGCGCGAUCGAGACGGAGCUCGCGCUCAAACCGUGGUGCCAUUCGACCACGUUCGAGGUGCCCGGGUGGAGGGAGGGCAUGCCGAGUCGGUUUGCGGGGCUGGUGAGGGGGAAUGAGGCUAUGAGGGCUUAUGAGUGA
Messenger RNA from Fimicolochytrium jonesii, 759 nucleotides. RefSeq lists its product as uncharacterized. The record is from RefSeq and is a predicted model, not a curated record. Bases 1 to 759 code for a protein of 252 amino acids. The transcript has 4 exons. Lineage: Eukaryota; Fungi; Chytridiomycota; Chytridiomycetes; Spizellomycetales; Powellomycetaceae.